This is a messenger RNA of Aspergillus lentulus, 213 nucleotides long. RefSeq lists its product as uncharacterized. The record is from RefSeq and is a predicted model, not a curated record. Lineage: Eukaryota; Fungi; Ascomycota; Eurotiomycetes; Eurotiales; Aspergillaceae.
AUGCGUCUCCUCUCGCUCACCCUCCUCCUCUCCGCCGCCGUGGCGCUGCCUUCCGCUGAGAAGUCCUGCUCUGGCGUCGGCUUCCCCUGCGGCAACGCGACCGUAAACGCCUACGACUGCUGUGUCCCUCUCGUCUGUGGCCCGGGCGCGCAACCGGUUUGCCAGCAGCCUCCUCGUCCUCUUCCACUUCCAUACCGCAGGAACAAGAACUGA